This is a messenger RNA of Arachis duranensis, 433 nucleotides long. RefSeq lists its product as uncharacterized. NCBI's taxonomy places the organism in Eukaryota, Viridiplantae, Streptophyta, Magnoliopsida, Fabales, Fabaceae. The record is from RefSeq and is a predicted model, not a curated record. The transcript has 3 exons. Bases 104 to 433 code for a protein of 109 amino acids.
GGAUGACUACUGGUAUCUAAUGGUAAUAUCAGUUUGCGAGUGAACAAUCUAUCACCUGGACACCCAUUUUAAUGAUGACAGAAUUCGCUAUCGUGAACGUGUUAUGAAGACACUAGCACACGUACUGGAGCAAGUCGUCACGUCGAACUUUUACAAGGAUGAUGGCAUUCAAGAGUAUAAUAAACAAUUUCAUGACUACAAAAUUGAAAGACCAGAAGAUAUACCUCAAUGUUCCUCAAGCUUGAACUCUGCAACUUGGGUGAUGAAGUGGAUGCAUAUGACUUAUGAAUUUAAGCCAUAUGGUAACAAAAAGCUUGAUGAUCACGAUAUUCGCAUGAUAACCGCGAUGCAUAUACUCCGGAGUCAAAUCAACCAUAAGAAGUCACAGAUUAUAGCAUCGGUCGAGGAGUUUUGGAAUAUGCACAGUUCUUAA